CUUCCUGCCCCCUUGCAGCUCCAAGGUGCACGGCUCUUAGGAAUUCCAGUUAUUGUAACUGAACAGUAUCCCAAAGGUCUUGGCAGCACUGUGCAAGAAAUUGAUUUAACAGGAGCUAAACUUGUGCUUCCCAAAACAAAAUUUUCAAUGGUGUUGCCAGAAGUCGAAGCAGCAUUAGCUGAGAUCCCUGGAGUCCGCAGCGUUGUCCUCUUUGGAGUAGAAACUCAUGUCUGCAUUCAGCAAACGGCAUUGGAACUAAUUGGCAGAGGUCUGGAAGUACAUAUUGUAGCUGAUGCCACCUCAUCAAGAAGUAUGAUGGACAGAAUGUUUGCUCUUGAG
Messenger RNA from Apaloderma vittatum (bar-tailed trogon), 339 nucleotides. Its product is annotated as isochorismatase domain-containing protein 1. The transcript is spliced from 2 exons. Lineage: Eukaryota; Metazoa; Chordata; Aves; Trogoniformes; Trogonidae. The record is from RefSeq and is a predicted model, not a curated record. The annotation marks the transcript as partial. Gene Ontology annotation, cellular component: cytoplasm.